Molecule: messenger RNA, 1173 nt
Organism: Phytophthora sojae
Lineage: Eukaryota; Oomycota; Peronosporomycetes; Peronosporales; Peronosporaceae
Exons: 1
Coding region: 1-1173 (390 amino acids)
Source: RefSeq, a predicted model, not a curated record
AUGCAGUCGGCAGCGAGGAAGCAGUUCACGCUGAAUGCGCCACCCCAGCUUUCAACCUUCUCCGACGACUACGAAGACGAUGACGACGACGAUGAGUACGAAGGAGUUGACGGUGGCGCGCUGGAUCAGUACGAGGAGGGCGGAGAUCCUGGCGAUGACAACUCCCUACUGGCGGAACAACUUGGCGCCUUCUUGGGGACUCGGUCGCCCACCACACCUCAGUCUGCGGAUCUUGAGAAUGAAAAGCUGCUGGAUCUGCUCCAGAAGAGGUUGUUCGUUGCUGCUGGUGAUCGUGAAGCACAGGAAGAAGAAGAAGGCGGGAUCGUUGAAUCCCCACGAGUUGAAACCGCGUCACCACAGUCACCACGGCGCAGAUCAUCUAUAACAUCUUCACUGGAAGAUUUCCUAGCUGAACGAGCAUCCAAACAGAAGUCGUUGAAGCAAAAGAUGGGUCAAGAUGCUCAGCGAGCGCUCCUCGAUACAUUCUCGCAGGAACCGAGCAAAGCCCCACCGCUGUCACCCCAGCGCGUCGCUCAAAUGACUAACCGGUUCCGCAUCUUCGAGGAGAAGAAGGUUCGCCGACUCACCGCCAAGAGACGAGAGACGGAGACGCAGGAGAACAACGAGUUCCGCUUCGCGCCUACGAUGAACAGCAAGAGCCGACAACUUACCAGUCAAUUCCCCACUUUUGCAGAGCGACAGGCAACUCUAUUAGCCAAGAAGCGGCAGCAGCGAGCGCGACUGGAGAAGCAGCGCGAGGAGUUGCUGACCCGCGACAGAGCACUCGACCUCCAGGAAAGCGUGAAAACUCCCUGCAUUUGCAGCCAUGGCAACACAAGUCGAUCGGACAAUUGCGUCAUGGGAGUUGAGCGGGAACCCAGUCCAUCAAAGGCUGCAAGCGAAGCUCCGGCGUCUCCUGUUGAUGGUAUCCGUCACACUCAAGCCUGCAUGCGCUUCAUGGCAAUGUGUAGCAAGAUGAACGCGUCCUUCGCCAUCCAACGUAAGAAGGAGAUGAUGAAGCGCUCUCUCGACGACAUCAUCGCCUAUCAGGAGGACAAAAAGCAGCGGCAGCAGGCUCGAGCAGCGAUCGAAAAGGCCAAGGAGGAGAAGGAAACGACGUUCACGCCACAGAUCAAUGCCAAGUCUGAGAAGGUAAGACGUGGGUUUGAUUAA